GAGGCGGCGGAGCGGCGGCGGCCCCAGUGGCUGCGCCGCUCGGCGGGGCCGGGCUGGGCGGGGCCGGACGUGAGCGAACUUCCGCGGGCGGCGGGGCCGCCAUGGCGGCAAAAAGUCCUGCUGAUAGUACUCCAAGAAGGCCUGUUUUAUCUGUCGGUGCAAGAAAAAUUAAAGAUAAUGCAGCAGACUGGCAUAAUUUAAUGAUGAAAUGGGAGAGACUGAAUGAUAAUGGAUUUACUACGGCAAACAAAAUAGUCAACAUGAAGAUCAGUGAGCAAUUUCAAGACAGAAAACUGGAGAUAGCAUGUGAUAACAGUGUCACAGAACCUGAAAAGCCAACCCCAAGAUACAACGAAGAACUGGACAAUUGCUGUGCAGAAUUACUCGAGACCUUAAAGCAGAUGACAAAAAUACAACUGAAAAUGGAAAAGCUGACUUUGACUACUAAAGCAAUCUGUGACUUGGAAGCAUUCCACCAGGGAGCUGGGAAUUGCACAGCACCCUUCUUUCAUACAUGGCCCACAUCAUACUUCUAUGAGGUCUCUCUGAAGCUCUCUGAAAUGUACAAGAAGGAACUACAACUCAAGCAAGCAAUUGUACAAGACAUUGCUCAUUCUGCUGACCAGGAUCUGCUGAUGGUGUAUUUAUCAUCGUGGUUAUACCAGCCUUACAUUGAGAACAGCAGCACACUGCUACUUGAAGCCAUGCUGCUGGAGACAGGACACAGAAAGUGCUAGAAUUCCAGAGGUUACAUGGCUGGCUUCUAACGAUGCUUACAUGAAACUGAAAUGGCAAAUUGCAAGGCUUACCACGUAAGUUGAAUUUUUGUAAAACUUAUUAAAAAAAUUUUUCUCUGUUUGUAUUUAUUAUUUUGUCUUAGCUGAUACUCCUGUUUCUGCAUGGGACAAUCUGGUUUUGGUUGUUUUAUCCAUUUUAAGAGCAGUAGAGAGGAUACAGGUAGGAGGCUAAGUCCCCUAUAAUCAGGAAGAAGUAAGCACAUAGACAGCUACAGCAAAGAAUGUUACUUCUUUCCAAGUCUUGACAAUCUGAAGUACCUUCACGGUCCCUUUGCCCAUAGAAUUUCAGCACUUCAUGAUCUUUCUUGGGGGGUCUUUUGCAUGAUUUAACAGGACGAGUGCUUUUGUACUGGCUUCGUAAGUGGAGAAGAGGAAAGCAAAAAAAGGCAGGAUCCAAAAGAAUCCACAUAGUUUGGUAUGUGAUUCUGAAAUGCAGUUUUAGACAAUAGUGUAAAUUCUGGUUUGGUUUUGAGUCUGGUGGUGUUAGGUGCAUCACCCUUCAAGAGUGAUCCAAGCCUGAACUACCACACUGGGAAGGUUUAGUACAACUCAGUAUUCCACAGUCAUAUAAAAAUGUCUCUUAAUAAUUUUAACUUUUUUCUCUUAGAGAUGUUUCAUGAAAGCAUCUAUUCAAUAAAAAGAAGACCUCCCUCAGUCAGGGCUGUAUCCUAUAUUGUUUCCUCCACCUCAUAGGGCUCUGUGAGUUUUUCCUUGGAUUGCUGCUACUGAUAUCAAGUGGUUUUUGUUUGCCUCUCUGUACUGAUAGGAAAAGCAGCAUCACUUACUUAACUGGCUCUAAGCUGAAACCUCAUAAGCUUGAUAAGUUUGCUGCAGUAACAGAACAGACAGACAUGAAUUGGUAAAGUUUUCUCAACAUGUUGCUGUGUUGAAAGAGGUUGUUUCUGACAGCUAAUAGAGUUCUAUUCUUAGCCCAAAUUUCUAGUGUCUAAAAAGCAAUUCUGCUGUAGCUCAAGGAGAAUACAAUCAGUUAGGAACAGCUUUGUUGGGUUUUAUUAUUUUUCAGUGCAAGUGUUCCACUUAGUUUAACAGCCACUUUAAUUUAUCUGAGUAGGGCCAGACCCGUGUCACUAUGGAAACACCUUCAUACUUCAAAAAUAUUUUCCAAGGAGAAAAGAUUGGUCCACAUAUAGGAUUGUUCUUUUAAGAUGGGAGUAGGUGUGUAUUGUAUUUCCCAGCAUGUGCGAAUCAAUAGAGAAGACAGAAUUGAAGCAAAUAUUCAUUUUCUGCACAGGUGGAAAUUGUGGUUUGCUCUUGUUUCUUAGAGGAAAUAAGUUCUUCAAGAAGGGGUCUUCGUAUUCACAGACCCCCUUGCUUAUUGAUUGCUGUCAGACAUGGGAAGAUUACUGAAAAAUCAUUGCAGAGAUGUUUUGUCAUAAUAGCUCUAAGCAGUUGAUUGUUAUAUUUGAAGCCCUCAGAUGUAGUGAUUAGACAGCCAGUACAAAAGAGUGUAAUAAAGAAUUGCUCACUGCAAUCAGAGACUUUGAAAGAC
This is a messenger RNA of Neopelma chrysocephalum (saffron-crested tyrant-manakin), 2307 nucleotides long. RefSeq names its product cyclin dependent kinase 2 interacting protein (gene CINP). Bases 102 to 737 code for a protein of 211 amino acids. The transcript has 5 exons. The record is from RefSeq and is a predicted model, not a curated record. Lineage: Eukaryota; Metazoa; Chordata; Aves; Passeriformes; Pipridae.